GAAACAAAAACUAAUGAAAAAUCUAAAACUAUUAUAACCUUGGUUUGAUGAUCUGAAACAUUAAAGUAACAUAUAGAUAAUAAAUCGGUGAGGGAGCGAACACUUUCACAUAUGUAUAUCCACACUGUAUAUAUGUUUAAAAAAAAAAAAAAAAGUAACAGAUUGCACAAAAUGAUUGCACAAUGGUUGCAAUUCCCCUUUAUUUCCCAGCAGUAUUUGAAUAUUAAAACUAGAGGAAGGAAUCUCCCGGCAAGUUUGAAAUAGAUCAUCAUCAUAUUCACACACACACACGUGCACACAUACGCACACAACACCCUCAGAUGAAAAAGAAAGCUGACGAGUCAUUGUCAAUCUCUUUAUCCGCUUCUGCCUGUCUGUGUGUGAGGGUGUGUGUGGGAGCGCUAGUGACGUUUAGGAACUUACAGAUGUGGUUUAUGUGCGUGCGGUUGAGAGUUUUAGACGCAGCGCUCUGAAACAGAUCUUCAUUCUCUCAGAGACGAGUGUGUAUGUGUUUGUGUGUGAGGAGCUGAUGGAGAUGGUGUUUCCUCUGCUUCUCCUGCUUCUGGCUGCAGCUCACAGUCUGGAGUCUGGGUGUCAGAACUGGGAUGUUUCUACUGAAAACAAAGACCAAGUGUGCUGCGUCAGCUGUAAACCAGGAAACCGUCUAGUCAGAAAGUGUGGCCCAAACCCUGAAGAUUUGUGUUCUCCGUGUGAAAAAGACACCUUCAUCACUAACCCAAAGGAGAAGUCCUGUCAGAGAUGCUCCCAGUGUAUAGGUCUCAUGUGGGUAAAAACGAAUUGCACCGCCAGCAGCGACACCGUUUGUGCUUGUAAAGCAGGAUAUCAAUGUUCAGAUCAAAGGUGCACUUUCUGCUAUAAAGUGUGUGGCAAAGGAGAACAGCCCAAACUAAGACAAUGUGAGCCAUGUCCUCCAGGGAAGUACAAUGACAAGAUUCACCAGAACUGCGUCAGCUGGACCAAAUGUACACUGCCAGAUCAUCAGAUCAUCGCUGCUGGAACUGCAUCUUCAGAUGUGAUCUGCGGCCUGAAAGCUGUCACUAAACCACCAAAUGACGUGCCAGGAAAUGAUGCAAACAUUGGAAUGGUCUUCACCAUAAUAAUCAUCAUCUUUGGGCUUCUCUGCAUCUCCUUCCCUGUGGCCACCCUCAUCCUGCUGGAGUGGAGAAGAAGAAAAGACGGACAGAAAGAAAGAAAUGAUCCUCUCGCUGAAGCAGCGAAUGCAGAGACGGUUUCAGAGGAGAGCAGUUUCUGUUUCCCUCAGCAGGAGCGCGGUGGCAGCAGCAGCAGUCAGAGCUCACAGUCCUCACUGCUGUCUCAGGACAUCGGCCCACUCCAGCCAUGAGGAACACAAGUGUGACCCUGGACCACGAAACCAGUCUUAAGGGUCAGCUGAAUAAAUAAGCUUUCCAUAGAUGUAUAGUUUAUAAGGAUAGACCCAUAUUUGGCUGUUGGGAAAUCUGGAAUCUAUUAGUUUAUUAAAUUUGUCUUUAAACUUGAAAUGAAGUGCUUAGUUUAAUGCGUAUCACUAUUCAAAAACGACAUGUUAAUGUACAGGUGAAGUCAGAAUUAAUAGCCCUCCUGUAUAUUUAUUAUCCCCAAUUUCUGUUUAACGGAGAGUUUUUUUCAACACAUUUAAUAACUCAUCUCUAAUAACUGAUUUCUUUUAUCUUUGCCAUGAUGACAGUAAAUAAUAUUUGACUAGAUAUUUUUCAAGACACUUCUAUACAGUUUAAAGUGACAUUUAAAGGUUUAACUAGGUUAAUUGGACAAGUUAGGCUAAUUAGUAGGGCCAGACAGAAUCUGCGGACAUUUUUUGCUAUUUCUGCACAGAA
Danio aesculapii is the source of this 1853-nucleotide messenger RNA. RefSeq names its product tumor necrosis factor receptor superfamily, member 9b (gene tnfrsf9b). The record is from RefSeq and is a predicted model, not a curated record. Gene Ontology annotation, molecular function: signaling receptor activity; cytokine binding. Gene Ontology annotation, cellular component: external side of plasma membrane. Gene Ontology annotation, biological process: regulation of cell population proliferation. NCBI's taxonomy places the organism in Eukaryota, Metazoa, Chordata, Actinopteri, Cypriniformes, Danionidae. The transcript has 7 exons. The coding region runs from base 530 to 1363 and encodes 277 amino acids.